AUGCAGGUGGUUCCUGAUUAUUGUCACGCUGCGGUGCAAAAACCGGAAGGCAACUUCAGAGGGUCUUUGGAGGAGGACAAGCUUCCAAUCAUAUUGCAGUUCUACAAGUCAAGCAUAUUGCACAGAGGUGUCAGCGAUCCGGGUGUUCUUGAAAGCCCCAGUACUUUACUAGAGCAAAGAGAGAUUUGGGUAAAGUUUUCUCAUUUCAAGCAACAAUUAUCCAAUAACUACGACAGUAAUAGGGAGUAUGAAGCGCUCAUCUCCGAGUCUCUUUCGAAUAUGGGUGUGCCCCAAGAUGAGCAUCCUGCUACUGUUCACAAGCUAUUCCAGGCGGUUGAGGCCGCCGUCGACCCCGACCUCCCUGUUGUAGUGGGUGUGUUUGACACAACUCACCGCAUCAUUGGUGAUGGGGAUGGACAUGAAUCAUGUAGGCCCAAUUCGAUUCCUGCGAGCAGAUCAUCAAUCGAGGGUUUGGAGCCAGUGACACUCGAUAGUGAUAUUAUCACACGCUCGCCCUCCUGUGCUAUUUGUUUGGAGGAUUUUGAACAAGAACCCAUUACUCGGUUGCCCUGCCGACACCAUUUUCAUGUACACUGCAUUGUUCAAUGCCUGGAGAUCAGCCACAUGUGUCCCCUCUGCCGAUACCCAAUGCCAACAGAAGAAGAUUAA
Rosa chinensis is the source of this 669-nucleotide messenger RNA. RefSeq names its product E3 ubiquitin-protein ligase Praja-1. Gene Ontology annotation, biological process: protein ubiquitination. Lineage: Eukaryota; Viridiplantae; Streptophyta; Magnoliopsida; Rosales; Rosaceae. Gene Ontology annotation, cellular component: cytoplasm. The record is from RefSeq and is a predicted model, not a curated record. The transcript has a single exon. Gene Ontology annotation, molecular function: ubiquitin protein ligase activity. Bases 1 to 669 code for a protein of 222 amino acids.